Messenger RNA from Panicum hallii, 1810 nucleotides. RefSeq names its product E3 ubiquitin-protein ligase RGLG4-like. The coding region runs from base 32 to 1537 and encodes 501 amino acids. The transcript has 11 exons. NCBI's taxonomy places the organism in Eukaryota, Viridiplantae, Streptophyta, Magnoliopsida, Poales, Poaceae. The record is from RefSeq and is a predicted model, not a curated record.
AGAUGUUUCCUCUUCUCGCUCUCCCAUAGCAAUGCCUGCGACGACCGACGAAAGGCUCAAGAAGUUUCAUCGCAACUUCCCGAAAUCUCUUCCUUUUCAUCGGAAAAGAAUCAACUUUAUCUUCUCCAUCCCUCUGCUUGUCCAGUUGUUCUUCGCGUGCGCCGGACUCUGCGCAGAUCCUUGCCACCAGCUGCGGCGCCUUUCUGUUCGUUCCAACAAACGAAGAGCUAGCUCUCUUCCGCCCUCGCAUGUUAGACGGCUGCCACCGGCCAGCGCCAGCGGCAGCCUCUACCACCGUAUUGGCCACCGCCGCCGGCGCAUGGGCGGCGUGUUCGGCGCCCUGUUCGGCGGCCACCGGCGGCCGGGCCGGAGGGCGCCGGCCGUCCGGCGGCACCGUGGCCUGGUCCCGCAGCCGUCUGCGGCCUACGACGGCGGGCACCGGAGGGCCAUGCUCAGCAAGAAGUACUCGUACAUACCCGACACCUUCACGUCGCUCGACCAGGUGGCGGCGGCGCUGCGGCAGCAGGGCCUGGAGUCGUCCAACCUCAUCCUCGGCAUAGACUUCACCAGGAGCAAUGAAUGGACAGGGAAACAGUCGUUCGGCGGGCAGAGCCUGCACAGGCUGGGCGACACGCCCAACCCCUACGAGCAGGCCAUCAGCAUCAUCGGCAAGACGCUGGCGCCGUUCGACGAGGACAACCUCAUCCCCUGCUUCGGCUUCGGCGACGCAACCACCCAUGACUACAACGUGUUCAGCUUCCACCACGACAACUCCCCGUGCCACGGCUUCGAGGAGGUCCUGGCUUGCUACAGGAAGAUCGUGCCGCACCUCAGGCUAUCCGGGCCGACGUCGUUUGCGCCGAUCGUGGAGGCGGCCGUCGACAUCGUGGACCGGAGCGGAGGACAGUACCACGUUCUCGUCAUAGUUGCAGAUGGACAGGUGACUAGGAGUGUUGACACGGGUGACAGCGAUCUGAGCCCACAGGAGAAGAGAACAGUGGACUCCAUUGUCAUGGCAAGCUCCUAUCCGUUGUCCAUCAUCCUGGUUGGGGUCGGGGAUGGCCCAUGGGAGGACAUGCAAAAGUUCGACGACAAGCUCCCCGCCCGCGACUUCGACAACUUCCAGUUCGUGAACUUCACCUCGAUCAUGGCGAGGAGCACGACGGCGCAGCAGAAGGAGUCGGCGUUCGCGCUCGCCGCGCUCAUGGAGGUCCCCAUCCAGUACAAGGCCACCGUCGAGCUCGGCAUCCUGGGUCGGUUGACGGGGAACGCCAAGAGGGUUAUGCCGGCGCCGCCGCCACUGCCGCCUGCGCAGAGGCAGCCGUCGUUGAGGACGGGAGCCAGCAACGUUAACGCCGGAUCGGCACAGCCUGGAGAGCCGAGAGAUGAUCAGGUGUGCCCAAUCUGCCUGACCAAUGCCAAGGAUCUGGCAUUUGGCUGUGGACACAUGUGCUGCAGGGAAUGUGGGGAGAGCCUGACCAGAUGCCCGAUAUGUCGACAGCCGAUACGGUCGAAGCUGAGGCUAUAUUCGGGAUGAACAAUAUGCUUUUAUGCUAAAUCAUACAUAACUUAAAUUUCUAUAAGAAAAAACAUAGCUUAGCCGCCAUAAGAAAACAUGCCGCGAUCAUGUACAGAUUGUCAAAUGUGUAUGGAAGGGGUCAAGGUCAGGUCCUCUUCGUCUCGAAUUUGGAUAAACAACCAAUGGUUCAUUUGCCAGGAAGGGUUUAUUAGUUUGUGAAUUUCUCCAUUUGUUUUUGUUUAUGUCAUGUUAAUUUGUACACAUGUGUUUGAGGAAGCUACAAAAGGUUCA